Messenger RNA from Rotaria sp. Silwood2, 4432 nucleotides. The record is from the annotation of a GenBank genome assembly. NCBI's taxonomy places the organism in Eukaryota, Metazoa, Rotifera, Eurotatoria, Philodinida, Philodinidae.
CAGUGUGGGUGUGGGUGUGGGUGUGGGUGUGGGUGGGGGUGGGGGUGGGUGUGGGUACGGAUUAACUUGUCCAUCACACUCACACCCACACCCACACCCAUUUUCUGUAUCAACAUUACUAAAAGCCAACAAUUUACUGACAAUUCUUAUUUUCCUACUUUUUUGUUUUGACUUUUACAUUCUACCACUUCUAAAUAGCAAUUGCUUCCUGUAUGUUUUACUUCUCAUCAUUUUUUAUUGGUUGAAUUCAUUUAUUACAUAGGUUAUUCGUACCACUCAAUUUUUUCUUCAUAGUUACCUAUUCUCUUGCUUAAAUGUAGACGAUCGAGUAUCUUUGCUUUGUUCUUUUUUUCUGCUGUAGAAAAUAUUUUCAAGCAGCCUUCUGAGUAAUUAUUUUGUUGCAUCAUUAAUGAAGUCAUCUGGUUUCCAGGUUAUAUUUUAAAUAUAGUAGACCCUUGAAAGCUUGGCGUUCAACAUUGAUAUUCUACCAAUGAAACGUAUUUUCAACUCCUACUGUUGCAUUAUAUUAGUCUACUCAAACACUACAUAAGGAUAUUUCUACGCAACUGAAAUGCGAGUGAACAUCUUCGCAUUAUCUCUUUCAGACACUCACUCCAACAUCACACAACUAUUUAGUUGUUCUUUUUCUUUCUAAUCAAUUUUCACUAUUUCUUCCAUUGUGUCACGACAAAAAAGCACGUUGCUUAAUGGACAUUCGGCGUAUUCUGUAUGGCCACGAUUGUCACAGGAUACCUGGGAUUUUAACAAUAUCAAUCUGAGUUCCAGAAAUUCCUUUUUAAUCUCUAUGCUUAUCGUUCUAGUUCUGGAAAUCUGAUUGAGUUCAGAGUUAGAACUUCAUAGCUUCAUCACAUUGUUAGAAAGAUCCCAUUUAACUGUUAAGGGAAAACGUUCUGUCUUGGAAUUAUUGACAUUUAACCUGAUUACAAUUGUAUGAAGUUUAUUGGGACCAAAGGACAGUUGACUUUUGUUAUUUUUAUCGAAAAAAAUUCGUGGUAGAAUAUCAAAUAGCAUCAAGAAAAAAGAUGAACAAGAAAUGUGCUAUAUCAAACGAACUCAUAGCAUCCUAUCUAUAACUUUUUAUGUCUGUUAUCAUCUGACUGUGAAUAUGCCUAAAUGGAUCAGGUAACAGCAUAAACUUCCUAUUGACCAGAAGAUAAGAGGCUGACUCCUAUAUCUAUACAGCUUUUGACAGGAGUUUUGACACAAAACUAACAAAUGUCAAAUGAAAAGAGAAUAAUGCCAGAGACUCUCACUGCAUGGUAUUGAGAUUUAUUGCUAACUAAAGAAGAAGGCAAAUCAUGAUUUUGUCAUAAAAUCAAGUAUUUUUCUCUGAUUUAUAUAUAAGAAAGCAAUGCCAGAUUUGAAAUAGUAGUUUGACUUGUGUCAGAUGAAAAGCAAUGUUUUUCGCCAGAAGCAACAAUAGCACCCUUGUUUCAAAUUAGGCAAUUACACUUAGUGUGCUUUGUUUUAUUGCAGUUUUUCUCAUUUGAUACUCAGCAAUAUUAACAUUAAAACUAGAAACAAGAUGACAGAUCUGAGGGUGUGGGUGGGUAGAGGUGUAGGUAUGAAGGAUAAAGAGAAGCUCCACACACACCCUUUCAUGCUUUUCCGGUGGGAAACGGUGAGUUCCUUGCCGGUUUCCGAUAGUUCCGCUAGGUUCCGAGUUUUUUACCGUUGAUCUCCAGUGGCCGGAAAUUAGCGGAACAUUCGGUUUCCGGGUACGAGAAAUUUUCGGCCGAAAUACUGCUUCCAUGUUCCGGAUAUUUUUCCGGCCGGAAAGACACCGGAAACGGCGGGAAAAGACCGAAAUCGUUGACCUGGGUCGGUAUUCUUUUUUUGUUUUGAUUUUUGAAUUUUCAGUAUUUUUGACACUAAAGACAUGGGCAAAUUGAUUUCCUAGUUUAAAAAUAUAUUCUGUUACUCUAUAUGAGAAACUAGCAAACGAUGUUUAUAGCAUUGAUUGUGGCAAUCUUAGACUUUAUUUAAUGUUUGUUUCAACAAAGCAGUAAAAUAAUUGACAGUUCUAAUUAGGACGAUAAAUAUUUUUGUUAUAUCACUAUUGUAUAAUGCCGACCAAUGGAAUAAAACUUGAAAGUAAACUAUUAAUAGAAUUGAACCGAGUAGUCGGGUAGUAGUUACACAGUUUCCGAGGACUUGAUGAUCAUUAAGCUACUUGUUCAAAUACUACAGUCGGUGAGAUCGGUUGCUGUAUUUCAUUUUAUUCCUUUUACAUGUUCUCCUUCGGAAAAAGUACAAAAUCAAUUACAAACCCGUCCAUAUCAUCCGUCUCGUUUUUAUUUUGCAUAAACUGUUUAAAACUCAGCUAUCGAUUGUUUGCACAAAACUUACUACUUCAAUAUUCUAUUCUUUAUGGGGCUACGUAGAGGGAUCAUUUUUGGCCUACUGAACUAAUCAUGCCGUCCCACAAAUACAACUCGCACUCACAUCAAAGUAUGUAGCAAGCUAUUCAUUAAUAUGCUAUUAUGCACAAUGUCAUCGUGUUGAGACCAACGAAUCUACACUUUCCUUUUUUACUUCGCGAAGAACAGACGCAUUGUUUGUACUUGUAUUCCUCCUUCUGUGCCUUAUCUCUUUCUUCGGAGUGACUCAUUAUCACACGAUGGAAGCGCAGUAUUAUAACUGUCCAAGUGGUGGACAGAGAAACUCAAGAAAUAAUGGUUCUAGUAGUAAAAAAAUCAAUAAUCGUCGACAAGAAACACAAGAUACUGGAAAUUAUGAUCCACGGAUCAAUGAAAUUGGUGAAUUACAAAGAAAAGAUAUAAUAAAUUCCUUCGCAAAUGAUGAAACACUUUUAAAUGAUUUUUGACUCUUUCGCCAACAGCAACAUCAACAGUCACUUGCACCCCAAAUUCCCGAUGAAUUCGGUACCUGCGAGGAGCAAAAUGUGGUGUUCAAUGAACAGCAACGACAAAUUUAUUUAAACAAUCAUAAUCAUAAAAAUAUUCCAACUAGAGAGCAAUUGCAAUUACAACCAAAUGCAUCGACACCGAACAAAAGAAGAUUAAAUGAUAGUGCUGGUUCAGGUGGUCCUCCAACACCAAAACAACAACGUUCAGGUAACAACCAGGCUCAACUACUUCAGGAAGAGAGUCUUGCUCAAAGUAAACAACCAUCGGCUAAUAUACCAACGAAUCAUACGUAUCAGAAUAAAAUUCCUUUUGAUCAGAUUAAACGAGCGGUCUCGAGUAAUUUGCCAUGCUUCUAUGUAGUUUUCAAUCGUUCAACUAACACUCAGCAAAUACCAUCGGCCUUUAAUAUUGCAGAAAAAAUUGUUGAAAAUCUAAAACAAGAAGGUGUUCAAAUGAAUAGAUUUACAUUCGUUGGCUGGGCAGGAACGAAACUAAAAUUAGGUGUUAAUAGCAAAGAGGAUUACAUUAAAUUAGUGUCAACCGACAAAUGGCCUACGAAAAUCAUGGAUGUACCGAUGAUCGUUCAAAAACCGAAGUUUAUUCCAGAUUGCUUCGCAUUCGUUAUUCGAUAUGUACCGCGAGGCAUGGAUCAUGCCUUUGUAAAAGAAGAGAUAUCGAAAUCAGUCGGAUCAAUCGAUAAUGUAAAACGAAUUCAAUACGGCUAUACGCGAAAAAUGGAUGAUUAUCGCUUCAACGUGAAGGACUUUAGUGACUACGACAGAACGCUAAGUAUGGGACGUAUAUCGAUAGGAAAUAUUAUGUUACCCAUCACAUCUUUUCUUCAAGGUAAUAAAAUAACUUACUGCACCAGAUGUUGGUGCAUUGGACACUUGAGAGAUAAAUGUCAAGCAUCAUCUGCUCGAUGCCGUAUAUGCCUUCAAGAAAUUGCUGAAAAUCAAACGCACAUUUGUUCUUAUCAGCCACGAUGUGCUCAAUGUGAUGGAAACCAUCACUCGCUUAGUAGUCAAUGCCAACCGAUUAGAACAUAUAAGGCUCAUCUGAAAGAAGAAGUCGAUAAGGCACUCUCAAGUGGUAUACUACGUCGAUUAGAACCACCAAAACAAACUUCAGAAUUUAAUUCUGAAGAUUUUCCAGCUAUAACAGAUCAAGCGCAACGUAUCAUACCUGUUUGGGGUAAUAAGCAUAUACCUCAGCAGCAGUCAACUUUUGAAUCAGCUAAUAUUACCAAUGCUCUUACGGCACUUACUAAACAACUAACUAUUAUGACAGAUAAUAACCUAAGAAUGGAAAAGAAGCUCGACGAAACGAAUGAUGUGAUGGCAAAGAUCGUUUAUCCAUUAUGUGAAUUGAAAAGAGUAGAUCCCGUCGGUAAAUAUCUUCCGUUUUCAACCAUUCUUGAUGAAUUAACAGCUGAUACCAAUAUGGAUAGGAAUACAUUACAUGAAACAGCAACCGCCAAGUCAACUAAUGAUACAGUAACAUCAUUUGCUGUUGAUAAAUUGAACAACCAUGAAACAUAA